AUGAAUCUUUUGCAUACACCUCCGUUACAGAGGCGGAAUAAAGUCGUGAUUGACGAAGAUGAUGAGCAACAUUUACCAUCAUCAGCAUCGGAAGAAGAAUAUGAAGAAAGUGAAGAAGAAGAAAUGACAGAUUUCCAACAUGUUCAUGCUCCAACAAAACCAAAACGACCAACCAAUAGCCGAAGUAAAGGCACUACUCAUUCCGAUGAAUCAGAUAGUGAUAGAGAUGAUGAUGAUGACGAUUCUAGUUCUUCAUCAUCAUCGAGUGAUGAUGACGAUUCCGAUUGGAGUGUAGAAGAACGAGAUGGAGAAGAUGUUGUGAUUAGAAAGUACAAGCACAUAGGUGAAGAUCAAAAUCCAACAACACCAGUUACAUUUCAAGAAAAGAAACAAGAUUUUCCCAUCAAAAUUAAAGAUGAUAAAUGCUCCAUCGGAGUAUCAGGUUAUUGCAUGAUUCAUGCAACUCAUUGUUUAGAAAGUGGAGCAUAUUACUACGAAGUGAAAAUUGAAAACAAUAUGGAAAAUAAUUCUGUGCCUGACUAUGCAAGAAAACCUCAUUAUCGAGUAGGAUGGUGUUUGAAAGGAGCGUUUGACAAAGGUCCAUGUGGAUUUGAUAAAUUAUCGUAUGGGUAUGGUAGCAAAGAUGGGAAGGUAUAUUAUAAAUCGAAAGGAAUUCCAUACGGAGAACCUUUUGGGGAAGCUGGAGAUGUCAUUGGUUGCUACAUUGAAAUUCCCAAAGUUGAAACUCCACCUAUUAAGUAUAUUGAGUCUGCAUUUUUUGGUGAUGACGGCCAACAGUACAAACAAUUCACUGCAACUUUGGAUGAAAAGCCAGUUAUUGGAAGCAAAAUAGUUUUCUUUAAAAAUGGAAAAUACCAAGGAAUAGCAUUUUCGGAUAUUAUGUUUGGAGCAUAUUUUCCAGCAAUUUCACUCUACAUGAAUGCCUGUGUCACAGUUAGAUUUGAGGCACAUCAAUUUCAGUACAAUCCUCAUGACUGUAAUCCUGAAGUUGUGAACAAAAAUUGGAAAGCUAUUGGAGAGUUACGAAAACGUACCAAGAUUCCACAAAAACCACCAAGCACACCCUCCAAAGAGGUGACUGGCACAGGUGGCGAGUUUAAGGCUCCAAAACCACGUCAUAGAGAAGCUAUAAAGAGCACCACAGGAAGCAUGGUAGAGGCAGCAAGAAAAUUACACUCCUCCCCAAGCAAUCCAAGACAUUCAAAAAUUGCAUCUGCCUCUACACAAUCAACUCCGCUCCACAAUGAAGUAUCUAAAAAACACAAAAAGAACAAGAAAGAGUCAAGUUCGGUUCAUCCCAAACAACCAAAACAAGCAGUCACUACGAAUCACCAAGGUGAAGCAAAAAAAUCAUCUUCCUCUAAACACAACAAGAGAGCAGAAACAAAAGAUGUGACUAAUACUACUGCCAUGCCACCAACCACCCUCAGUGCGAGUCAUACCCAAAUGAACAAUCGUCCUGAAGCUGUUUCUUCCAUGCAGAGCAGUACACCAACGAGGGCAAAUAUUGAUCCAAUAAGUUCCAAAAACGAUAUUGCUUUAAAUAGUGCUAGGGUUGACAAUAGUGCGGCGAUAACCAUUCCACAAAAUACUGAAAAGAAAAAAACAAAGAAGAGUCAUCAAAGCUCAAGUGAACCUUCAAAGAUGGAAAAAUCACACACAACAGAACAUAAUCCACAAGACAAAUCUGCAAUAUUGAAGGAGCCAGAAAACGUUCCUUCAACCACCUUAGAAGAGAGGUCAAUGACACAACAAGAUGACUCUGUCAUGACAGACAAUGGAAUCAACAACUCUAUGAAUCAGGUACCAACAACGGUCACUCUACAAGAAGAGUUUGCUCAACUAGGAAUUGCCAUCUCAAAUAUGAAGGAGCCUCCUAUUGUGGACUCAAAACCAGUUGAGCACCACAAGAAGGGAACUCCAAAACCUGAAGCAGAGACAUCACCACGAAAUUCUUCAUUUUUGCCUCAAACUCCUCCAGCAUCAGCAGCAAACACAUCAUUAUCUGUGACAGCAGCGUCUUCCAUGACUCCUAACGAACAACACCAUGUCAUUCCCUCAAGCACUCCCGCCUCGUCCUCAUCGGCUUCCACUCCAUCAACAAUGCCAGCAGCUACCAUAACAACAUCGUCACAUCCACCAGUGGUUCCUCUUGUUUCUGCUGCUACCUCCUCCACUUACAUUACAAACAUGUCAGACAAACCUUUGGCUCAAUCCACAGCAACACCAACUAAGGAACGAAAAUCCAAAACAGCCAAAGCUGAAAGCUCUCUCAUGAUGAUGGCCAGAAAAACACAGGUGGAUCAUAACCCCAAGAAGGGAAUUGGCUUAUUGAAAAACAAAAAGGAUGAAACUGUUCAAAACAAAACACCUCUUAAAAGGAAGAAUUCGCUUUCGAAAGAGGAAGAGCACGUUGCUGUUCAUCAUCACACCACUAAGCUCGUAGAUCCACCUAAACCCACCCCAAAGAAAAAACCUGAAGACUCAUCGAAACCAUCGCUAUCUGUGACAGCAGCGUCGUCCUCAGGUGAUGUCAACACCAAGACCCUCGAGGAUGGCUCCAAUAUUACAUUAGAAGCUCCUGAACAACAUUUAACAGUUAGUGGUACUGUUGAUGAUUUUUCUCCAUCGAAUAAGAAGAGAAAAACAAGCAAAGAAAUUCCUUAUGAACCUCCUUUCGAAAACCAACCGGUUCGUGCUUCAGAGAUGGCUUCAAUACAACGAACUAACACUGAUACUAGCAGUAGUUUUGCUUCCAAGACAUCACACCAACAAGCUCAGCAACAAUCACACCACAUGACACCUCAGUUGCAACAAUUGGAACCACAAUUAAGCGAGAGAAUUUUGGAUAUGGAUCAAGCUACUACGCCUAACGUAAGGCAACAAGCACCUCACUCACAACAACAACAGCAGACAAUUCGGCAAGAAUCGCAGCAUGUUGAACAAUUUAUGCCCAAUAUGCUACUUAAACAAAAUCAAACUACGACAACAUUCGACACGAAUCUGCAAUCGCAAGAAUCCAUUAGAUCUAGGAGUAACAGCUUCCAAAGUCUGUUGCUAAAUGUGCAUCCUCAACAAUCAUAUUCUCAACAAGUCAAUCAACCCACAAGCAUGUCAAACUAUCAAAUUACUGGUACAUUAUCUCAACAGCAAAAGUUUGCUUCAAUGCAAGAAACGAGCAUGCUAAAUGCAUUCCAUAAUUUGUCUGAGCAACAACCAGUCACAAAUACCAACGUUUCAUCAUCCAGAACAGAACAAUAUACUGCUCCAGUGUCAUUCCGUGAGCUAUUGCUAAGCCCUCCAACUGCUACUCCUUCUUACUCACAACCACUUCAGUCAUCUUUGUCAACAAAUAUUCAUGCAAAUCAAAUCGAAUCAUCAACGAUGCAGAGUAAUUUAAUGAAUAAUCCAGCUCAAUUCAACCAGUUAUUGACAGCUCAGUCGCAUCAUCAACAAACUCAACAUUCACAACAACGCAGUUCGCAGUUUCUGUCAGGACAUGAUCAGACAGAGCAAUUUUCUGAGCGUUCUCUGGGCAACGCAGAUACAUUUGUGGAUUCCUUUAGCAAGUACAUGGCUCCUCGGAAGCUUAGUGAUCCUCCACAGCCAGCAACUCCUCUCUCUGCCCAGUCACAACAAAUGAAGCAAACAUUUAAUCCAACCCAAUUCAUUCAACAACGAAAUGUUUCCAAUGCUUCUAUGCAGCACAAUCCCAGCAGUGUUGUGACGUCUGGUAACUAUCAAAUGGUGUCACAACAGCAACAAAUUCAUCAGCCAACAUCCAACACUUACUCUCAGCAACAAUUUAUCCAAACACCACAGAGCAACCUCCCACAACAACGCAACACCAAUGUUGCAAGUAAUAUGCAUCAACCAUAUCCUCAACAACAACAACAGCUACAUCAAACACAAAUGCGUGCACAACAGUACAAUAAUUUUGGAGCCUCAAUCAUGGCAGAAAGACAAUUACCUUCAAUGUCUGACUCUUUUACAAACGCAUCUGCUAACAGAAGCUCUUUACUUGCUUCCAUGUCUCAACAACAGCCAUCGUCUCAACAAUUUAUGAAACAACAAGCGUCACAGCUGUCACAACAUCAACAGCAAUUCCAUCAACAGAUCAACAUGAGCAGUCCAACAACACUGCAACACGUUCAAAAUUAUCCAUCUCAACAUCAACAGCACUAUUCAUCCGGUAUGUCUCACCAACAAAUGUCAUCCAACAAUUCUUCCUCUUUCUUAAAGAAUCAAGCCACCAAUUCACAGCAGCAACUCUUUUCACAACAGCAACCACCCUCACAACCACAACACUCCCAAUAUUUAUCCAAUGCCAAUAAUUACCGAGGCGCCUUCCAAUAA
Naegleria lovaniensis is the source of this 4377-nucleotide messenger RNA. RefSeq lists its product as uncharacterized. Gene Ontology annotation, molecular function: transcription cis-regulatory region binding; protein binding. Bases 1 to 4377 code for a protein of 1458 amino acids. NCBI's taxonomy places the organism in Eukaryota, Heterolobosea, Eutetramitea, Acrasida, Naegleriidae. The record is from RefSeq and is a predicted model, not a curated record. The transcript is spliced from 4 exons. Gene Ontology annotation, cellular component: Set1C/COMPASS complex.